Messenger RNA from Linum trigynum, 2871 nucleotides. The record is from the annotation of a GenBank genome assembly. NCBI's taxonomy places the organism in Eukaryota, Viridiplantae, Streptophyta, Magnoliopsida, Malpighiales, Linaceae.
GCCGACGAGUUUGGAGUCUGGACUAGAGUCAGAACUCAGAAGUGGUCUCUCUCUCUCUCUCUCUCUCUCUCUCCUCAUUCCAAAAGUUUCAAAUCAAACGGUUGCUCCUACUCCCGCCGAGACGCCUGAGAUAUUCUCUUCUCUGGAUCUACGCCUGCAACUGUCUUUCUCCGCCGCCGUGCCAUUGCCAAACUAGUAAAGAUCCUUCUCCUUUCUUCCUUUCUAUCUCGUCGUCACCAUCGUCUUCAUCGUUCCUUCUCUCUGUUUCAUUUGCCGUCGGGCGGAACCGUGCCUGCCGGCGGUGAAGAAACGAUGCUAGUGUUUCACAAUCUUUGCCUUCUUUUCCCUCAUGAACACCCUAAUCUUCGUCACUAAUUUGCUUAUUUAUACUACGGGUUUCAGCGCUGGAGAAGACAAAGGGGGAAACCCGAAGAAACAGACAUCUGAAAUAGGGUUCAGACCAACAAUCGAAUUGCAGCAAUCCAGCAGCACAGAACCGCUCCUCCUAUGGUUACUGCCAAAAGACAAGUCCAACUGCACAGACCCAAUCAACGCCCCGUUGAUUGGGGGAACCGCGAUCUUCUUCCUGAUAGCCAGAAGGUUCCGCGUGAUGGCAUUUCUGAAAAUAGCAGAGAAGCCCAUGUUGCUGCUGGGUUUAUGGUACUGUCAAAUAAUACUUCCAGAAGGCCAUUUGUACCAUCUGGCAUUGGAACUAUUUCUAAGGUGUAUUCAAGGACCCAGCAGAACACCAAAGGCAAGAAUGAUAAUAAAGAAGAUCAGAAUGUUAGAAGAAGGGCAUUAGCAGAUAUAAGCAAUGCUCGUGGCAGCAGUUCUUCAGGGCCAGUCACUGGACCUAAGCCUUUGGCGUCAAAGGGAUCAAACUCUAGGAUUGUGCUUCCCAAAGCAAGGAAAUCUUCAUUGGUGAAACCAAGAGAUAAUGCAACACAAAGAGUUGGUGAUCGCAAUUCUCUCACUAGCAGUGUUACUGAACUGGGAACCUCUUCAAAUGAUGCAAGCAAAGAGGCUAGAAUUGCAAACCAGCCAUCUGUUAGCAAUAGUACAAGGUGCUUACCACUGUUGAUGACUGCCGAGCAAAGGAAAGAUGCAAAGGACAAUCACAAGGGGUCAGUCAAAACCCAAAGCGUCGGCAUUUUUGCAGUUAAGACCCGACUCAGUAGGAAAGUAGUACCCCAAGUGAGCAUGGGUCGGAGCCAUUUACAGAGGAAUGGAGCAAGAGAAGGUCCAACAUCAUUGGAGGAAACUAACAGAAAUGACCGUAUCGCAUUUAGGAAAUCUGCUGGGCCAUUAGUGAAGCCUGCAAUCAAGGGUUCCAACACCCAUAGGGUUUCAGGAUCCAACGGUGCGCCAACUGCUAAGAAAUCCUCCUCCAUUGCAGCAAUCUCAUCUUCAGGAAACAAUGAAGCCGAGGCCUCUUCUGUUAGGGAGAACAUCCCUAAAAUGGUUUCCUUUGAAGUCUCUCUACCAGAAACUUCAUCUGAUGCCAAAAAUUCUAUUGUGGUUGAUGGUAAUGCUACUUCCAAUAAAAAGUCUCGUCGUAGAAGAUCUUAUACUUCUCUCUUGAUGACAAGAUCAAAGCUGUUAGAAGAGAACGAAGGUCUGCCAAGCAUAGAUGAUGCUUGCAAUGAAUUGGAAGUUGCUGAAUAUGUCGACGACAUCUAUCAAUAUUACUGGUUUCUAGAGGGCCAUAACAUAUCUCUGGCAGAUUACAUGUCAACACAGACUGUUAUUACACCUCAGAUGCGAGGGAUUUUGAUAAACUGGCUCAUUGAAGCACACGGCAAAUUUCGGUUGAUGCAAGAAACCCUUUAUCUGAUGGCCACAUUGUUGGACCAAUACCUAUCACAAGUCCAAAUCCAAAAGUGUGAACUGCAACUAGUUGGUCUUACUGCUCUAUUGCUGGCAUCAAAAUAUGAGGACUUCUGGCAUCCUAGGAUCAAGGAUCUUGUUAGUAUCUCUGGGGAGGCAUACACACAUGGGCAAAUGCUUGAAAUGGAGAAGCAAGUUCUUCGGAAACUGAAGUUUCGUCUCAAUGUUCCAACGGCUUAUGUGUUCAUGCUGAGAUUUCUGAAGGCUGCUCAAUCAGAAUCUAAGCUUCAAAACCUGGCACAUUACCUCAUCGAGUUGUGUUUAGUGGAAUAUGAAGCUCUAAAGUUCAAGCCGUCCAUGGUAAGUGCAUCAGCCAUCUUUGUUGCCCGUUGUACUCUCAAGAUGGACCCAGCAUGGACUCCUCUACUUGCCAAACAUGCACGCUAUGGGGUUCCCCAGCUCAGGGAAUGUGCUGAGAUGAUAUUAAGGUUUCAAAAGAUGGCAAGAACCGCGCGAUUGCAGGUCACAUACGACAAGUUUAUGAGUCCUGAUCUGGGUAGUGUUGCUGCUAUAAAGCCCUUAAAUGAGCUUCCACUUUGAAGCUCUCCCCUACUGGAUGCCAGUGCCUAAAUGCUGAAUGUCUUCUUCCUCAUGGUCGUCUCUUAUGACUGUUUUACAGAGCGAAGGAUUGAAAUCGAUUGCAGGCUUCACUGGUCUAGCUAUGAUGACUAGUGUUUGUUUUGACAGACAAAUAUUAAUGACUGUAUAUGUUGCGUUUGUAUCUGUAGUAUUAACCAAGUAAAAUGAUGAGAAACAGAAGUGGUCGGCUUGUUUCGUUAGUAGAUCCCCAACAUUGCCAACUGCUUGUGGCUGUGGGGUUGAGCUUGUUGAAAGGAGAUGAUCAAUAUUUGUGGCAUCUUAUUCAAACAUGCAUUAUGAAAAUUAGCUGUGGUUUGCUGCCUAUUCCUUCUUCAGUCUUGUUUUCAGCUAACAUAUUAUGAUUCGAUCACAUUUUCAUAACGUUAAUAAGUAAUUAGACAAUAA